AUGUUCCUUUUUUUGUUUGUCGCUGCGGCUUUGUCUGCAGAAUGUACAGAAACCCAGUACUAUGACCAAACAGAAAAUCAGUGCAAAAAUUGUGUUGCCAAUUGUACCACUUGCUUCUCUGCAACAAAGUGCAAAACUUGUACUUCUGGACACUACAUUAACCCGGAUUACCAAUGUGUGAAUAGACCAACGAUAGCCAACUGUGCCACUUGGGAUAACUUAUAUUGUACCAGUUGUGCAGCUCAAUAUUACUUGAAAGAUCAGAAAUGUGAAUCAUGUACUUCUAAUUGUAAUUACUGUAACUCCCAAGAGUGCUUCCAGUGUACAUCUGGAUACACAUUAGUUAAGAAUGGGAAGAGUUGCGUUGACUGUACAAAAUCUGAAAAUGACGCUGAUUGUGGUCGUUGCCCACUCAACCAAUAUUUUGAUACCAAACUCUUUACAUGUGCUGCUUGCAAAACUAAUUGUAUUCGAUGCUCCACAGCCACAAACUGUUUUAUGUGUGGUGGAGACUAUGCUCUUGAAGACCCGACGAAUGCCGACUCCAACUGUUCUACAAUAGCGAAUUGUCAAGCUGGUCAUGUCUACGGUGACCACUGUGAAUUGUGUUUAACUGGCUAUUUCUUGAAUAAUGGUAAAUGCACCGCUUGCAGUGUCGGGUGCAGUCGGUGCAUAGAUGAGAAGACGUGUAUUGAGUGUUCUUCUUCCUUCAAAUUACUUUCUGGGGCAUGCGUCACUUCGAUUGAUCAUUGUAAUCGAGCAAAUAACAUUCAAGGCUGUUUAGAAUGCAAUGAAGGGUAUUACUUGACGACGGGAAGCGUAUGCACACAAUGCAGUACACAGUGUUCGUCGUGUUUAAAUAGUACGUACUGCUUCAGAUGCUCUUCCACACACUACUUUGGUGAGAAAGAAGGCGAGUGCAUUCGGAUGUCAAGUAGUUGUAAAGUGACGGACCAAUAUGGAUGCUUAGAGUGUGAGUAUGAUAAGAAAUUGAGUGAUGAAUGUGAAAAGGACUUUGCAACAGAUAAGACUAUUAACUGCACAACACAAUCAUAUGGUUACUUCUUAUCAGUCACUAAACCAGAAGAUGGAUCUGCUCUUGUGUACGAUAAAGUGUGUUCAAAAUGUAAUCCACACUGCAAAAUCUGCGAGUAUAACUCAACUUGGUGCUCAGCUUGUAACGAUGGAUAUGCACUUAAAGAAGAUGCAGAAGCAAAAGACGCGUAUAACAAGUUGACUGGAGAAACUGCGACAAUUUAUGUCUGUGAAGUGAAGCCUGCAGAGUGUAGUCGAACGGAAAUGGGGUACUGUGUAGAGUGUAUUGACACUUACUUCUUGAGUGGAGUGAAGUGUAUUCAAUGCGACAAGUCAUGUGGAUCGUGCACAUCACCGGAGUUUUGUCAAACGUGUAACUCAGCGACGGAUACUGAAGGGCAUAACAUCUAUUGGAGACCAAAGAGUUUCUCUGACAAAGAAGGAGAAGCUAAAGGGAAGUGCUUCUUAAUAAAUGAGACUGCUUCUGAAUAUGGAUUGGACAAAUGUGCGCAUUACCCCACAACCUCUGGGUGUUCCAAUUGCAAUGCCGGGUAUUACAUCCACGAGAAUUAUUGUCGCAAAUGCCCUGAACGAUGUGGUGAAUGUAAAGAAGUCGGAGACCCCACUGAGACAUCAGAUGGGAUCAUUUGCACGUCAUGUUACAACAACACGUAUAUCUCCACUGAAACUAAUGCGACGUGUUUGGCGUGUAGUACAAUAGAUAAGUGUGUGACGUGUGAAAGCACUGGAUGUCAUGUCUGUGAAGACUCUUAUAGUCCUUCAUUGGAUCGAUUGAAGUGUACUAAAGUCAAUUUGGCCCUCAUUCUGCCAUUGUCUAUUGCUGGUGGAUUAAUUCUGAUUGCCGUCAUAUUAGUCUUCAUCUUCUUGUUAUGGAGAAGACGCCGAAGAACAGAGAAAGAGCGCGAGACUGAGAUUCGACCGUUUAGAGUCUCUUCCGACUUGGAACUUGCACUUCUCUCCGCAGACAAUGAAAAGUUCCCGAUGAAGAUGUCGAAUUGGACGCUUGAUUUUGGGCUGAAGUCUUCUAAAGCGAUAGUCGACACGGCGUACACGCAGAAAUUGGAUAUCAUGAACUCGAGUUCGAAGACGUAUUACUUUGAAUUCUUAAUCAACCCGUCCCACUGUUACGAAUUAGAAAUCAACCCUAUUCGACAGACGUUGAAGCCAGGAUACGCUGUCUCUGUUGAAUUCAAAAUUACGAUGAUAUGCACGGCAGUCGUCUCGCACGAAAUUGGUAUUGUCGCGAUGGAUGUCGACGACAACGAGAAGGAGACUGCGAAGCUGAAAUUAGUGAUAGAAUCGGAUCUGUCCACUAAAUUGGACCACACCGAGUUGAAACCGAUUAUGCCGCCAAUUGGCGAAGGCGCGUUUGGUCUUGUCUUCAGAGGGACUUACAGAGGGACUGAAGUUGCUAUUAAGAAGAUGAAAGCAAGGAAUUUGACUGACGAGCAACAAAAGGAGUUCACACAUGAAGUGACUAUGUUGUCCCAAUUAAGACAUCAAACCACAGUCAAUUUAAUUGGAGCGGUUUAUACGGAAGGAGAAAUAGCGAUUGUCACCGAGUUUGCCGAGUUUGGGUCACUGAGUAAGAUAUGGGGAAAGAACCCGAUUGGAUACGACUUGAAAGUGAAAAUUAUGGACGACUUGGCGGUCGCAUUGCAAUUUUUACAUCAUAAUCAAAUCAUCCACAGAGAUAUUAAAGGAGAGAACGUCUUGAUAUACUCGCUGAACCCGCAUUCAAGCGUUUGCGGAAAACUGACCGACUUUGGGACAUGCAGAAAUGUCUCUGAAAGAGCAUUAAGUACAAAACCAUUGUCGACAGGUAUUGGAACACCAACAUAUAUGUCCCCGGAAUCACUCCAAGGUACGUCGGAUUAUAGCUACCCAGUAGAUAUAUACGCGUAUGGAAUGGUGUUGUAUGAGACGUAUACAGAGAAACAGGGAUACGAAAACGACGAGAGAUUUAACCAACCGUGGAUGAUCCCACAAUUCGUUAUCGAAGGAAAACGUCUCGAGAGAACAGAAGGGAUGCCAGACAACUACUGGAACUUGCUCAACAAGUGUUGGGCCCAAGAGGCGGAGAAGAGACCAAACAUGUCCGAAAUUUUGGAGACCAUUUCGAGCUGGGGGCUGGAUAUCACACACGUCGGAGGUGAAAUCGCACUCAAGAAAGUCGACAUGGACAAGGCAGAGGGACAUGUCGAUGAUAAGGAAGAGAAGAAGGAAACUCCAAUGUCAGAAGAACCAAAGAAGGUCGAAGAGAGCAAGGCCCAGAAGCUUGACUUGUCUUCGCCAGAGUCGUCGAGUCAAUAA
This is a messenger RNA of Entamoeba invadens IP1, 3369 nucleotides long. Its product is annotated as serine-threonine protein kinase, putative. The transcript is spliced from 2 exons. Gene Ontology annotation, molecular function: ATP binding; protein kinase activity. The record is from RefSeq and is a predicted model, not a curated record. NCBI's taxonomy places the organism in Eukaryota, Evosea, Mastigamoebida, Endamoebidae. Bases 1 to 3369 code for a protein of 1122 amino acids. Gene Ontology annotation, biological process: protein phosphorylation.